UAUAAAUUAAAUAGGUAAUACGUACUUUUCGAAUUACUCUUUGCGUGCAAUGUGAGCAGAGAUUGGCAAACUUUAGCAGAUUCAGAGACGAGAGCUUGAGAGCCCGUGCACUGAUGAUGGAGCUAUUUGAGAAACAUGAAUUAAUAACAAUAAAACACAUGAAAUCGAUAAACCGAGUUAAACAUCAACUAAAAACUGACAUUGUGAAGACAGUAUUGGAGCCCAACCACUGUGAUGUUCACAUAGUACAGUCUGAUAUGGACACACGGACAGAACUAGACUCAACUGUUGAAGCAGUUGCAGUGAAACAUGAAGAGAGACGUGACCCUGUGUUGGUUGAUGCUGACCACACUCAGCACAUGACUGUGACGAGUGAAGAGUUUAGUGAUGCAGACGGCUUCAAUGGACACCUCGAUGCAUGUAAAGAAGAAUACCUAUCUGAUGACAGUGAUCUGUCAGAAACAGAGCAGAUGACUGAUACUCUAUGGACAACACCUUCAACAUGUAAAGAGGAAGUGGUAGAAGCAGUGGCACCAAUAAAACAGGAAAUAACCUUUGCAUGCACAACUUGUUUGAUGGAGUUUGCAGAUGAAGACAUGUACAUUCACCAUACAAUGACACAUUUGGAGAACGGUGCUGGUGAUGGUGAAUGUGACACAUCACAAGUAUGCAAGCCUCAUACAGCUGUGAGCUCCUCACACUCUUCACUCAUCACUGAGAACAAGGAAGCCAUUCAAAAGCUGAUCGAAGACCUCCAGCCUGCCACAGACUUAGCUGAGACUUCAGUCGCUCAUCUGCCCACAAGUUUUGCAACAAAUAAUGCUGUAGAAGUGUUUCCACCUGAAGACGUCAAUACGACCGUCAGCUACCAACACAAAAGAUUACCAGAUUCCAAUCCAAUCAAAUCUAACCCAUCAGCCUGUAUGCGUCCACUGCUGGACAUAGGCCUUUCCACGAGCGCGCCACCAAACACGGUCCUCCGCCUUCCUCAUCCACCUGCUCCCCGCCACCUUCAGGUCGUCGGUCCAGCGGGCUGGAGGUCGUUACCUGAUUGUUAUGUCAAAUUAUAUGAUAUAUUUUCCGAAAAAGUUACAGCAAGACAUGAUCCAUUGCAGAUGAAAACACGAACAGCUGUUAGGCCUUUUGACAACCAGAAUAUUGCGUCUAACGAUUCAAGUUAUCAGCCAGCAAUGAUUAAACCAUAUACCCACUGUAGUCUUUGGAUUAAGCAAGAAGUUGACGUUAACAACCAAUCAGUUGAUAGCAAGUUAUUAGUAAAUUGUGUAGUCAAAUUGUAUGAUAUUUUCAAAAGGCAAGAUGAGUCACUGAUUAAAACUCGAAAAGCUGUAAGAUUUUGUGAUGGUCAGAAUAUAUUGUCAAAAAAUUCCAGUUAUCAAGCAGCAAGGCAGAGAAGAGUCCGUUCAACAGGAUGCAUUAGACCAAGCAAUAAUAGGAGGAAAGAAAUGGCAUCAUUCACUUGUGAUAUUUGUCGAAAAGUGUGUAAACGAAAAAGUAUCUUAGUCAAACACAAAAAGACUCACGCUGAAGUAAAACCAUUAACUUGCGAGAUUUGCCAAUACAAAUGUAAAUAUCAAAGUUGUUUGACGAAGCAUAUGAGAACUCACACUGUUGAAAAACCGUAUUUGUGUAAGAUAUGCGAUUACAAAUGUGAAACAAAUUGUAAACUAUUAAAGCACCUGAGAACUUACCAUGGUGAAAAGUGUUUCGUAUGCGAUAUUUGCCAAUUCAAAGCUAAAUUUAAAUGUAAUUUGAUUCAUCAUAUGAGAACUCACACUGGCGAAAGGCCAUAUGUUUGUAAAAUAUGCAGUAAAAAGUUUUCACGAAGUGAUCAUUUAGUAAACCAUGUGGCAACUCACACUGGUGCAAGACCAUAUUCUUGUAGUUUAUGCAAGUAUGCGACUGCAGACAAAUAUUAUUUACGCUGCCACAUGAAAAUUCACACUGGUGAACGACCAUAUUCUUGUGAUUUAUGCAAAUUUAAAUGUAGAGAAAAAUAUCAGUUAGCCCCUCAUAUGAGAAUUCACACUAAUGAGAAGCGUAUUUCGUGCGAGCUUUGCCAGUUCACAACUCAUUUUAAAGAAAGUUUAGUUCGCCACAUGAGAAUUCACUCUGGUGUUAGGCCCCAUUCUUGUUCUAUCUGCGGCUUCAAGUUUGCUGCAAAAUCUCAUUUAAAUCGCCACAUAAAGACACACUCUGAUGAAAGACCACAUUCUUGUAAUUUAUGCAAAUAUAAAUGUAAAGAUAAGCAGUAUUUAGUUAUUCACAUGAGAACUCACUCUGGUGAAAAGCCAUAUACUUGCGAGUGUUGCGGCAAUAGAUUUGCAACAACUUGUAGUUUAUUGGCGCACAAGAGAUUACACACUGGCGAGAAGCCUUAUUAUUGUGAUAUAUGUAAUAGCAAAUUUGCACGAAAAGGUGAUUUAGACGCACACAUCAAAACUCAUACCGGUGAAAAGCCAUUCGCUUGUAAGUUAUGUGAGUAUAAAUGUAUAAAAAAUGGUGAUUUAGUUAGGCACAUGAGAAAGCAUACUGGUGAAAAACCACAGUCUUGUGAGAUAUGUCAUAAAAAAUUUGCACGACUUAAACCGCAUAUGAGAACUCACACGGGCGAACAGCCAUAUUCUUGUAAAAUUUGCAAUAAGAAAUUUACAUUAAAAGGUAACUUGGAUUGCCACAUAAAAAUUCAUACUGGUGAAAAACCGUAUUGUUGUAAGUUAUGUGAUUACAAAUGUAUAUCAAAUAGUGAUUUAAAAAAGCAUAUAAGGACACACACUGGUGAAAAGCCGUAUUCUUGUAUGUUUUGUGACUAUAAAUGUGCAACAAAUAGUUAUUUAGUGAAGCACAUAAGAACUCACACUAGAGAAUAGCCUCAUCAUUGUAAGUUUUGCGAUUACAAAAUAUAUGUCAAAUAGUGAUUUAAAUUAGCAUAUAAGAACUCACACUAGAGAAUAGCCUCAUCAUUGUAAGUUAUGCGAUUACAAAAUAUAUUAUGUCAAAUAGUGAUUUAAAUUAGCAUAUAAGAACUCACAUUAGUGAAUAGCCUCAUCAUUGUAAGUUAUGUAAUCUUACAAAAUGUACAUGAAAAUAUAAUGAUUUAGUGAAGUCUUGGUGUUUGUAAAGUAUGCGAUUAUGAAUUUAUAUCAAAUAGUAUUAAAGUACUAUUUGAUAUGUUUGCAGGUUCCACCCACGUCGUUAACUAUUUUUUCAAUACUGAAAACGACGAUUCAUAAAAUAGUUUGUAACCUGUGACCAAAACAAACGAACAUAAUAUUAUGGUUGAGACUUCGUCUGUGU
This is a messenger RNA of Maniola jurtina (meadow brown), 3315 nucleotides long. RefSeq names its product zinc finger protein 345-like. Gene Ontology annotation, molecular function: DNA-binding transcription factor activity; RNA polymerase II cis-regulatory region sequence-specific DNA binding. The transcript has 5 exons. The record is from RefSeq and is a predicted model, not a curated record. Gene Ontology annotation, biological process: regulation of transcription by RNA polymerase II. Lineage: Eukaryota; Metazoa; Arthropoda; Insecta; Lepidoptera; Nymphalidae. The coding region runs from base 114 to 2888 and encodes 924 amino acids.